Molecule: messenger RNA, 906 nt
Organism: Insectozyma verbasci
Lineage: Eukaryota; Fungi; Ascomycota; Pichiomycetes; Serinales; Debaryomycetaceae
Source: the annotation of a GenBank genome assembly
AUGGUCAAACAAAGACAGCAGUAUGCUUUAAUUUCCGGUUCAUCUUCAGGAAUUGGGUAUGCAUUAGCAAAAGAGUUUUCAAGAAAGGGUUAUAAGGUAAUUGGUGCUGCUCCACAAUCUGUAAUCCAUUUACAAAAACCAUUAGAAGAAGAAUUCGAAAUCAUUUCAAUUCCUUGUGAUAUUACCAAUCUUCUAGAUAUUGAUAAUUUAGCAUCAGUAGUUGAAAGAGAAACUGGUGGAUACUUAGACGUUCUUUAUAACAAUGCUGGAAUUGCGAUCGGCAAUGCCGCAAUUGACCAUACACCAGAACAAACGAAUUUGUUAUUUCAAGUUAAUGUAAUUGGUCAUAUUAAUGUUACAAGAGCAUUAGCACCAUUUGUUAUAAAUGCUAAAGGUUCAAUAAUUUAUACAAGCUCAGUAGCUGCUAGAACUCCAUUGAGUUGGGCAAGUGGAUAUUCAGCAACAAAGGCAGCAAUAGAUGCUUAUGCAUGUACAUUGCAUUCAGAAUUAGAACCAUUUGGAGUUAAAGUUCAUAGUGUGAUUACUGGUGGGGUAAAUACAAAUUUAACCGAUAUUCAAAACGUUGAAGAUACGUUGGCUGAAUUAAAAAGUUCAAGAUAUUUUGUUGACGGUUCCUUAGAUAGUUUCAUGGAAGCUAAAAACAUGUGUCAUAGUCAUGGUAUAAGUCCUGAUAAAUAUGCAAAACAAGUUGUUUCUAAAGUAAAUAAAAAAUCAAAAAAAUUUAAUUUAUAUGCUGGUUCUUCUGCUUAUUUAUUACAUUGGUUAUCUAGAUUUGCUCCAUUAUGGUUUUUAGAAUGGGUUUUACAAUGGAUUUUUAAACAAUUGAAACCAUUCAGAGCUAUAAGAAGACAAGUUAAGGAACAAGAUAAAUUAAAGAAACAAUAG